Molecule: messenger RNA, 645 nt
Organism: Lotus japonicus
Lineage: Eukaryota; Viridiplantae; Streptophyta; Magnoliopsida; Fabales; Fabaceae
Product: dihydropyrimidinase-like
Exons: 3
Coding region: 19-645 (208 amino acids)
Biological process (GO): pyrimidine nucleobase catabolic process
Cellular component (GO): cytosol
Molecular function (GO): dihydropyrimidinase activity
Source: RefSeq, a predicted model, not a curated record
CUGAAUUGCAGUGAAGGAAUGGUGUUCACUUCACAUCUCUUCUUCUCUCUUCUUCUCUUCUGCUUCCUUAUCAUCACUCCCUCUUCACUCUCACUACCAAACAACCAGUUCUGUGAAGCUGGAAUUGGACACACUGAAUCUUCAUGCGGAACUGGAACCCCAUCAUCAUCCAAGUUGCUGAUCAAGGGUGGCACCGUCGUCAACGCUCACCACCAACACGUUGCUGAUGUUUACAUCGAGGAUGGCAUCAUCGUUGCUGUUAAUCCAACCAUGAACGUUGGAGAUGAAGUGAAAGUGAUCGAUGCCACCGGGAAGUUCGUCAUGCCCGGGGGCAUCGAUCCUCAUACCCACCUGGAGUUUGAGUUUAUGAAUUCUGUAAUAGUAGAUGACUUCUUCAGUGGCCAGGCUGCAACAUUAGCUGGUGGGACAACUAUGCACAUUGACUUUGUUAUACCGAUUAAUGAGAGUUUAACGGCUAGGUUUGAAACAUAUGAAAAGAAGGCGAAGAAGGUUUGCAUGGAUUACGGGUUCCAUAUGGUUGUCACCAAGUGGGAUGAAACUGUUUCGAGAGAAAUGGAAGUCAUGGUCAAGGAGAAAGGUUGUAAUCUAUUCCCUUAUUGCGUUUUGAAUUGGGAAAUGGGUUGA